Molecule: messenger RNA, 2538 nt
Organism: Asterias rubens (European starfish)
Lineage: Eukaryota; Metazoa; Echinodermata; Asteroidea; Forcipulatida; Asteriidae
Exons: 4
Coding region: 1-2538 (845 amino acids)
Source: RefSeq, a predicted model, not a curated record
AUGACCGAAUCGGAGGCGACGAAUCCCAAGGGGAAAUAUUUCAAGGCGGUCAUCGCCGCCGCCCCGGAACCCAAAAAGCAACACAGGAAGAUGACCAGCAGAUCCCUUGCCACACUCCAGCAAAGAAAACGCCGACUACCAAAAAGUCACCCCGUGAUCCCAAAAGGAGACGCUGUCCCCGCCGGGGAAGUUGCACGGACCGGAGGCAAGAAUUCCCCCGACACAAUCUCUGAAGUUGUCCCUGUUGACGCAGCUACGAAAGGAGGGGAAGAACGACUUGUUGAGACCCGUGUAGAAGCAGCGUGCGAGGCCUCUAGAUGUCCGGACAGUGUCGGUGACGAUGUUAGGAAUUUAAGCAAGCUUUUAUUUGAAGAAAAUUUCACAGGAUUCAUAACUAAGAGUGAACAACUUGAAGACGACGUGGCUAUCAUUCAGACGAUCUCCAAUGCCAACGAAAAGCCUAAAGUAGUGGCAGAAGAAGCCAUGUGCCCCCCAAUCCCAAACCAACCCACAUCUAACACAGAACCGGUUCCGACCGGUCAAAGCAAGACCGAAUCGGUUUGCUCUGCACAGUCGGACCCCACACCGCUCAACACUAAUCAUCAAAAAAUGCCUUACACUCCACUUCGUUUUACUGGGAAACACGGAGCGUUCCUGCGGCUGGCGAAAGUCGAGAGGAGAGAGGAGCCCCGCAAGAAUGCAGCAAGAGCUGAGAGGAAAUCUAUUAGACACCAAAAACCAGUUGGUACGCUGAUGAGGCUGCCGAAAAUAUCAUCUCUGCCAAGUGCCAAGUUGUCAGGGGAAGCGGGAAAAGUUGAGGCAGAUAGACGAGAAGGCCGACUUUCUUCGGAAAUAAUAUGUUGUGGUACGACGAACCUAACUAGGUCAAGAUCAAGGGCUGUAUCUAAAUCAUCUGGAUCGACAGGAGAUGCUGAGACUGGUGUCGCCAUUUCCAACCCCUGCCCAAGCAACUUGACCAUCAUCCAGCAGCGUGGAUGCAACAUUUCUACAAGAACCUCCUCCCCGAUGCCAUUGCCACGAAAGCCCCUCCCACCAAUACGGAGACGACACCACUCGGACAUCUGCACUGUUUGCCCGGAGGUCCAAGACUGGAAAGGUUUCGCCAGGAACUCCAGGUGGUAUCUGAAUCAGCCGGGCGGACAGUGCUCUUGCGAUCAGGAGAAAGGGAGUCAGGAGGCCAGCAGUCGGGAUAACGGGAGUAAGACCUAUCGAGUUGAGGAAGCUCAGGUGUCUGAGAAGCAGGUGCUUGAGAAGCAGGUCUCUAAUAAGGAAGAACUUCCUGAAGAGAGCAAAGAAGAUCUUGGAGGAAAGAGAGAUGAUGAAGAGAUGGAUGCAGAGGAUACUGCUGGCAAGGAAACAAGGAGCAACGAGGGUGAAUCUGAUUCUUGGUAUCCAGAGAACAGCAUUGCCGUUGAAGUGUUCCACAACCUACCUCUGACGGAGGCUAGUAGAACAGAAGAAGCACAACCUCAAUUGAGCAAAGGGUGCGAGGCUGUCUGGACUGCUCAUUGUCCGUGGCUUGAUGAAACUUCAUCGAACUAUGGCGAGAACAAUUCUCAGGAACCAAAACUACAAACAGGGAGGCAAAACCCCCAGGCGACAGAAGACACGCUUCAUGCGAUGGAUUUCGAAUGCGAGAACAAACCCGAAUGCGACUUUGAGGACGACAGUACUCUGCUUAGAGCAGUUCUGCUGCGUAACCAUACUUUGAACUAUGGCAGACUGUCCGAGUCUGGUGACCUCGAGUCAUCAGAGGUCAAAGGUCAUACUGAUGAAAAAGUUGAUGAAUGCACCGAGUUAACAAAUUCAAAAGGGGGAAGAAACUCAGACGAUUGUAAGGUGCUACUGAACUUUUGCAACCGGCUUCUCCGAGAUGGUGCAAGUCCUGAAAAAGUUAGUAAGCCGACACACUUAAUGCAGGUACAAAGACAGGGGUCAAAUUUGACAUUGACCCCAAAGGCAGCUGUUAUAAUGACCUCUAGAGGACAACAGAAGCUUGUGAACAGCAGUCUAGUAGCUGUUGGAAGAGGUCACACGGAAAGUCAAACCAAAACAGUCGACAGAGAAAUAAUCUCAACAAAUGAUGACGCAGGUUUUGGUGUACGUGAAGAGUCGGACGAGGCCCUCCUGAGGCAAGAAAUGAAGAGGUAUCUCCAUUCUCUUCGCCACGACAACGCUAAGAAGCAACACCACCCUCAUGGUCAGUCGUCCGGGCAGAACAUCAGCAUGAGAGUGCAGAAUCUCGCCGCUGUAAGACCAAUCACAGCCGAUGUCAACAACUCCAGACUGACGGAGCAAGUCACAAAGGCAGUUGGGUUCAUCCCCAUUCUCACCAAAGAAGAGUACGGAAAUCUUUGCAAGAAGACGAGCAGCCCCUCCCACAGGUUCCACAAAGUUCCUGUGAUCCUUCCUCCAAUAUCGGGAAACCCAAAUGAGCUUCUUCUUAUCAAGAGAUUCAACGGAGAGGUGAAGGGGAUGAAGUUGCCAAGGCGACAGGAUAGGAAGAACAAAAAAUGA